Drosophila miranda is the source of this 884-nucleotide messenger RNA. RefSeq lists its product as uncharacterized. The transcript has 4 exons. Gene Ontology annotation, molecular function: 2',3'-cyclic GMP-AMP binding; cyclic-di-GMP binding. The record is from RefSeq and is a predicted model, not a curated record. NCBI's taxonomy places the organism in Eukaryota, Metazoa, Arthropoda, Insecta, Diptera, Drosophilidae. Gene Ontology annotation, cellular component: endoplasmic reticulum membrane; autophagosome. Gene Ontology annotation, biological process: innate immune response; reticulophagy; positive regulation of macroautophagy. The coding region runs from base 22 to 681 and encodes 219 amino acids.
AUAUUUCCAUGGUCAAAAGCCAUGGCACCACCAGAAGAACCGUCUGCGCGGAUACGAGUAAUGAGAAAUAAGAAGUUUCGAGCUUUGGAAAUGCUUGGCGGUUACCUAGACACUUCCGUACGUAUUAUCGGUGUGGUAUUCCUGGCGGACCUCAUUCGGCGCCUGGCUCUCAGCGUAAUUGAAUAUUUUCAGUUCUCGCGUUACUAUUUGCCAGAGGAUCGUCUGUGGGUUAUACUGAGACGAUCGCUUAUAUACAAUAAAAGCAGCACCUUCAUAUUUCUGGGCUUCGUUGUCCUAGGAUUCAAUCGAUUUUCUGCAACGGGAAAUUACAAAUCGCUAAUUCCCACGGCCAUGUACUUGGCCCAAAUGCCGCUGUACUGGCUGCUUUUCAGCGGUCUUGGAGGCAGUACACUAUCUUAUUCCCACUGGAUAAGGGAACCACAUGGACUCGAUUAUGCUUCGGGAAUGGCAUCGAAUUACUUUCACGGCUAUUUGAACCUUUCUCUGCCCGAACGACAGGGCGAAGGCCUUCAACACCGCAUGGCAGUCUAUGAAGAAACACAUAACAUCACGUUUGGACUGCACCGACUGAUCAUUCUCAUUCCAGACGAAAUGUUUGUAAAUGGCAUCAUCGAAAGCGAUUUACUGGGAAAGUCGAACCAUUGGAAACAGUACACAUAAAACGGGCUGGUGUCGAUCGUCCUUAUAAACAUGCUGUCUACAAACUGAAACGCAAGAUCGAUGGAAAAAUCUAUUACUUUGCUAUCGAGGGUGCCACACCAAUGUUAUCCUUCUUCGAUUCGAGAACAAAAAAAAGAAGUAUGCCUAGACUAGUCAUAGUUUGGAAUCAACUGUCAAAACAAGUCGAAUAAGUUCAGAUAAAC